AUGGUAUUCACAAAACUGGCCGAUUGGGAGCAAGAGUACACAAUAUUCGUGAAGCUUACCGAUAUGCAACGCAUGGAGAUGGUGCGCGACCGCCUCCGCGAGUACCGAGCGGUGACGCGCGACGCGCUGGCGACGGCCUCGCACGCCGCUCUCAUGCGGCAGGGCUUCACCUACGACGACCGCAACGUGCCCCCCUUGCAGACGGUGCGCGGCCGAGCCGUCGGCGGCAUGUCCUACACGCAGAAGGCGAACAAGAGGAAGUAUUGCGAGCGGCUCGCGAGGUCCUCCAUCCUAUUCCCAUUUACU
Molecule: messenger RNA, 306 nt
Organism: Iphiclides podalirius (scarce swallowtail)
Lineage: Eukaryota; Metazoa; Arthropoda; Insecta; Lepidoptera; Papilionidae
Source: the annotation of a GenBank genome assembly